AUGACGCACGUCUGCACGCGCAGCCAUGACGCGCACAAGGCGCUCAGCGAUGACGCGCUAGUUCGGCGCGCUCCCAGCAGGGCGCGGCGCUGCAGAACUACAACAACGAGCUGGUCAAGUGUGAGCGGCGCAGCCGGGACGGGGAGGUCGGGAGGGCCGCAGGGCCGCAGCGGGGUGCCCCUGGACCCGCCUCGCUGCGGGCAUCGCGCGGCUGAGCAGAGCCCUCCGUGCCGGGGGCUGGGUGUCCGUGGCCCGAGCCCUCGCUGGCUCGCAGGCCCCGCGCCGGGCGCUCGGGGGUGGUGCCUGACUCAGGCUUCCUCGGGUGUAAGGAGGCCCGCCCUCCGCCGCCGCGCUCCUGCCCUGGGCCCACAGCGCCGCCCCUCCCGGCCCCCAGGCAUAGAGGAGCUGUGCCAGAAGCGGGAGGAGCUGUGCCGGCAGAUCCAGGAGGAGGAGGACGAGAAGCAGCGGCUGCAGAAUGAGGUGAGGCAGCUGACAGAGAAGCUGGCCCGCGUCAACGAGAACCUGGCACGCAAGAUUGCCUCUCGCAACGAGUUCGACCGGACCAUCGCGGAGACGGAGGCCGCCUACCUCAAGAUCCUGGAGAGCUCCCAGACUUUGCUCAGCGUUCUCAAGAGGGAAGCUGGGAACUUGACCAAGGCUACAGCCUCAGACCAGAAAAGUAGCGGUGGCAGGGACAGCUGACCAGACCAAGGGCAGGGCCUGCCUCCGUGCGCCCCUCAGCUCAGCCCCAGCAAGUGUGCGCUCAGAGCAUCUUUGUUCUUCACGGCAGCAGCUAUCUUCCCUCACUGUCUCAGGUGCCGAGAGGGGCAGGUGCCAGCCUCCACUGGCAUCAGUGACAAGCCCAGGGCACAGCCCACCCGGGGGGUCCUGGCUUCGUGCUCACACAGGCUAUGGGGAUGGUGGGCUCCAGGUCAGCUCUGCAAGGGACCUGUCUCUGUGGCACCCACACUCCUGCCCUGCCAGGGAGGCCCUGGUUGUCUGAGCACCAUGGGGCCCCCUCACCUUGUCCCUCCUUAGCCAGCAGAGGCCCAGGGAAGGGGACAGGGGUUCUCCUUCACCCCAGAACCCAAACCUCAGGUCUCACCCCUGUGGCCUGUGAUUAUCAAUAAAGAUUAUCUUUGUAAA
Pongo pygmaeus (Bornean orangutan) is the source of this 1146-nucleotide messenger RNA. RefSeq names its product SS nuclear autoantigen 1 (gene SSNA1). Gene Ontology annotation, cellular component: ciliary basal body; centrosome; axon. The record is from RefSeq and is a predicted model, not a curated record. Gene Ontology annotation, biological process: axon extension. Bases 1 to 702 code for a protein of 233 amino acids. NCBI's taxonomy places the organism in Eukaryota, Metazoa, Chordata, Mammalia, Primates, Hominidae. The transcript has 3 exons.